Molecule: messenger RNA, 3480 nt
Organism: Conger conger (European conger)
Lineage: Eukaryota; Metazoa; Chordata; Actinopteri; Anguilliformes; Congridae
Product: trichohyalin-like
Exons: 25
Coding region: 172-3480 (1102 amino acids)
Biological process (GO): spermatogenesis
Source: RefSeq, a predicted model, not a curated record
GGGGGUUGCAAAGACCAUUGAAAAAAAAAAUGUAGCUAGCGAGUUAGUUCAGAGAAGGGAGACAAACGGUGCGACAUGGUUUAAACCGCAUCAGCUGGAAUCGAGGCUACAGAAGCAGUUGCCGUGAGCAAAAUAAGCAGGAACAUUGCAACAGGUUACGGGCCCGGGUCCAUGGACCGCCGGUAUCCGGGGGCGACGCACGGGCCAGCCGAGAUGCAGAAGCUGCUGUCGGAGUUCCGCGCGCUGUACCGUGAGCGCCUCCAGCGGAUCGACCAAUCGGGCGACGGCGGGGAGCCAGCACUGCAGCGGAAGGUGACGGUACUGCAGGCGUUCGUGGAGGACCUGAGCGAGCAGAACGAGGUUCUGAUCCAGACGGUGGAGGAUGUGAAGCAGGAGGCGGAGUCCCGGGUCUGCGGCCUGCAGCAAGAGCUGGAGGAGCUUCAGAGAAGGCUGCAUGUGAAAGAUGGCCAGCUGGUGAAACUGCAGAACGGCAGUCAUGGCUUUUCCCCCAGCAAGCGCCCGCCCUUGGCUCCGUGCCCAGUGCCAGCGGACGCAGCGGAAACCACGACGACGAUCCCCGGCGCCCCUGGUUGCCAUGCCGAUUGGCGACCGGACCUCCCUUCCCAGGAUCCUCUGCUCCAUCACCUUCGCCAGCAGCUCAAAGAGGCGUCGCUGAGCCAGCAGGAGGCCCAAUCACAGGUGGAGGAGCGCGAGGCCCAGAUCCAGGAGCUCCAGGACACCAUCACGGAGCUGCACCAGGAGAUGUCCCUGAAGGACCAGGACAAGCUGAGCCAGCUGCAGGAGCUGCACCUCCUGGAGAGCCGCGUCAAAGAGCUCACCCUGCAGGUACAGAGCUCUGAGGAGACAGUGAACCAGCUGAGAAGGGAGCUAGCUGCAGUGGAAAGCACAGUGAGUGCGGGCCAGCCCUGGUCAGGUGUACCCCCUCUUCACCCCAUAGGACUGAGGGGGACAGAGCUACUGAAGUCUGAGCUGUCCCGGCGCGACGGAACCAUCCAGAAACUUCGGCAGGACGUGCUCCAGUCCCACCAGGCCCGGGAUUCCCAGAGCGCCCAGCUGGACGCCCAGGAGCAGCGGAUCUCCCAGCUGCACAGAGAGCUGCAGGAGAGCCAGCAGGAGCUCCAGCGUGGGCACGGCCGCUCCCAGCAGCUGCACAGGGACCUCUCCGCCGCGCAGAGCCAGGCCCGGGAGCUCCGAGUCCAGCUGUCGGAGGUCAAAGGUCGGCUGGCGCAGGUGGAGGCGGAGAAUGAGGCCCUCAGGACGUGUAAACAGGAGCAGAAUGCCGAGGUGGCCAGGCUGUCGGCGGAGCUGCGCUCCCUCCGGGCGGCUCUGCAGGAGCAGGAGCAGGGGAGCGAGGACGCCGCGGAGACAGGGAGGAGGUGCGGGGAGCUGGAGAGGGAGCUGAAGGAGGCGCAGGCCCAACUCACACUCUGUGAGGAGAGAGCUGAGGAACAGCUGAAGCAGCUGCAGUCAGAGGUGGCCAGCCUGAAGGCCCAGCACAGCUCUGCCAGUCAGCAGCUGCAGGAGCGCAGUGGGGAGGUGCAGAGCCUGCAGCGGGCCCUGGAGGAGGUGCAGGAGAGGGAGAGGGAGCAGGGCCGGGACUACUCCUCCCUCCGGCUGCAGCUGAGCCGGGCCAGAGAGGAGCUCCACAGUGCCACCCACAGGCAGGACCAUGCAGUGCAGGAGCAGGGGGAGGAGCGGCGCAGGAUGGAAGAGCAGUGUGAGCAGCUGCAGGGGGAGGUGGGCCGUCUGCAGGAACAGCUGGAGACAGAACAGGCAGCGAUACAGAGAGAGAGGAGUGAGAGGGAGGAGGAGGUGGAGAGGUUGAGGGAGGAUCAGAAGCGGGUGAAAGAUGAGGUCACCGCCGCCGAGAACAAGGUCCUUUCCACAGCCGCUCCCAGGAGGAGGCGCGGGCGCAGGGCGAGCGGGCGGAGGAGGAGGGCGCAGGGCCUGCGGGAGCGGCUGCAGGAGGCGCAGGCCCGGGAGGAGCAGCUGCGCUCCACGUCCGACGGCCUCCGGGCCGACCUGGAGCAGGCCCACACCCAGCGCAGGGAGGCCGAGGAGGAGGGCUCCCAGAGGCAGUCCCGGUUGCGGUCCCAGGAGGCGGAGCUGACCAGGCUGCGGGCGGCCCUGCGGGAGGCGGAGUCUGUUGCCGCGGACACGCAGGCGCGGCUGGAGCCCCUGUCCCGCUCUGCGGACCUGAGCCGGCAGAAGUACCAGGCCUGCCUGGCCAAGGUCUCCCAGCUGGAGGGAACACUGCAGACCAGGGAGCAGGACCUGGAGGAGGCCCGGGCCCAGGUGACGGAGCGGGAGGCUCAGGUGGGGCGUUUGCGGGCGGAGAUCGCGGCCCUGCACGGGGACCUGCGGGCCCACUGCGCGCAGCUGGAGAGCGGAGACGAGGCACUGAGCGCGCUCAGUCAGCAGCUGCGCGGCACGCAGAGGGAGCUGGAGGACUGCCGCAAACACGGCCAGGAGUGCGAGCAGAUCAUCGGCACGCUGCGGGAGAACUGCGCAGAGCUGCGCAGACAGGUGGAGGAGCAGGAGGAGACGGUUGUGAAGGUCCAGGCGGAUUUCUCGGCCUACAGAGCGACUCACACGCACGCGGACUCGGACUACGACUCCCAGGUUUCCCGCGGCCAGGAACUCGAGCAGGGGCUGACCCAGGCCAUGGAACAGUGUGCCCAGGGCAGCCAGGCGCUCAGAGAGAGCCAGGACACCCAGCAGCAGCUCAGAGACGAGGUGAGCCGGCUCAACGAGCAGAGGAACAGCAGCACGACAGAGGCCCUGCGGCUGCAGGAGGUGGUGGCCCACCUGAAGGGGGAGGUGCUGGAGGAGGUGCAGAGGAGGCAGGCAGAGGUGGAGCUGGUGGAGCAGCAGGCCGCCCGGCUGGAGGAGGACCUGCGGGGGGCGCUCCGGCAGUGUGCCCAGAAAGAGCAGGCGGUGCAGAAGCGGGACGCGCUCCUGAGGAGGUCGGAGGCGGACCUGGUGGAGGCACGGGAGGCCCUCAGGGUCCGCGGGGCCGAGGCGGAGAGGCAGACCGCCGCCGCGCGCGACCUGGAGGCCGACGCCCAGCGCGCCCGCCGGGAGAGCGAGCGCCGGGAGGCCGCGUGCAGCGCCCACCGUGCAGAGCUCCUGCAGCUGAGGGAGGAGCUGAAGGAGGCGCACACGCGCUGCAGAGACACAGCCCAGGAGCUGGCCCGGCAGGAGGAGAAGAUGGUGCUGCUGGAGGGGGGUCAGCAGCGGGCCCAGGAGCAGCUGGGGGAGCGGGUGGCGGAGGUGGUCCGGGCCGAGCAGGCCCAGCGGAGGCUGCAGGCGGAGCUGCGCAGGCUGAAGGAGCAGCUGGCCAACGCCGAGCAGCAGAGCCAGGACUACAGGUACAGACAUACCCCGAGAUCCAGGACUACAGGUACAGACAUACCCCGAGAUCCAGGACUACAGGUACAGACAUACCCCGAGAUAUAG